Messenger RNA from Fusarium pseudograminearum CS3096, 1455 nucleotides. RefSeq lists its product as uncharacterized. Bases 1 to 1455 code for a protein of 484 amino acids. Gene Ontology annotation, biological process: fungal-type cell wall (1->3)-beta-D-glucan biosynthetic process. The record is from RefSeq and is a predicted model, not a curated record. Gene Ontology annotation, cellular component: cytoplasm; fungal-type cell wall. NCBI's taxonomy places the organism in Eukaryota, Fungi, Ascomycota, Sordariomycetes, Hypocreales, Nectriaceae. Gene Ontology annotation, molecular function: 1,3-beta-glucanosyltransferase activity. The transcript is spliced from 2 exons.
AUGGCCCUUGGGGCCGCGGUCGUGGGCGCCGUUCCUCCUCUGGAAAUCCAGGGAACUGACUUUGUCAACCCCGAAACUGGCAACAAGUUCCAGAUUGUUGGUAUGGCCUACCAACCUGGAGGCAGUGCCGGUUACGACCCUGCCACGGGAAAGGACCCUUUGAGCAACAAGGAUAAGUGUAUGCGAGAUGCUGCUCUCAUGCAGAUUCUUGGUAUCAACGCCAUCCGCGUCUAUAACCUUGACCCCAAUGUCAACCACGAUGAGUGUGCCAGUAUCUUCAAUGCUGCUGGCAUGUAUAUGAUGAUUGAUGUCAACUCUCCUUUGCCCCACGAGUCCCUGCACUCCUUGGCACCAUGGGAGAGCUAUCACGCCGAUUACCUCAACCGCACCUUUGCCAUUGUUGAAGCUUUCGGAAACUACCCCAACACUCUGCUCUUCUUCGCCGCAAACGAGGUCAUCAACGACGAGAAGACGGCUGAAGAUGCCCCUCAGUACAUUCGUGCUCUGACCCGUGACCUCAAAAACUACGUCAAGAACAACUUGAAGCGCAAGAUUCCUAUCGGGUAUUCUGCCGCUGAUGUCCGGGAGGUUCUGUGGGACACCUGGAACUAUUUGCAGUGCUCUGACCCUGAAGACGAGGGUGACAUGAGCCGUGCUGAUCUUUUCGCCCUCAACUCGUACUCAUGGUGUGGCCCUGAAGCUACUUAUGAAACUUCUUCAUACAACGACCUCGUCGCCGGUUUUGAAUCAUCGUCCGUUCCCAUUUUCUUCAGUGAAUAUGGUUGCAUCGAGCCCGCGCCACGCUACUGGAACGAAACACAAGCCAUCUAUGGCAAGCAGAUGAGCUCUGUCUUUUCUGGUGGCGUUGUUUACGAGUAUACAGAGGAGGAAAACAACUACGGUCUUGUCAAGAUUGAUGAUGACAAGGUUCACAUCCUCGGCGACUUCAACCGUCUCAAGAACCAGUUUGCUAGAAUCAAAUGGGAGUCGGUGCAGUCAAACCCUGCAGGCAAGAACUCCUCUGCCAAGGCCCCAGAGUGCAAGUCCAGCCUCAUCAAGGACAGCAAUUUCGACAGCAACUUCACCAUUCCUGACGUCCCUCCUAAGGCACAGGGCCUGAUUGAUAAUGGCAUCAAGAACAAGCCUAGCGGAAAGAUUGUCAAAAUAUCAGACUGGAAUGUCAAGCUUGAUGUUAUGAACGCUGAUGGUAGUGCUAUGAAGAACCUCAAGGUGGUCCCUCUCAAGGACGACGAGUCUAAUGCGUCUGGUAACAACGACGCCGACACUGGCAGCGAGACCACCGACGAUAAGAACAGUACCGACUCCGAUAACAAGACUUCUUCCAACAGUGGAGACGCUAAGGACGGUGAUGAUGAUGAGGACGCUGCUGGUCUAAACCGACCUUUGGCUUGGGCAAUGGCCUUUCCUUUGGCUGUCAUGAUGUUUGCGCUAUAA